Molecule: messenger RNA, 790 nt
Organism: Daucus carota subsp. sativus
Lineage: Eukaryota; Viridiplantae; Streptophyta; Magnoliopsida; Apiales; Apiaceae
Exons: 5
Coding region: 1-660 (219 amino acids)
Source: RefSeq, a predicted model, not a curated record
AUGGGGGUUCCAUUGAAAGACUUCAAGAUAUUGUUAGAAUAUUGGGCUGAUGAGAAAAUAGCGAAAAAAGCAAGAACAAAUUCAGAAUCUCGAAGGCUUAUAACUGAAACACAUACUGCUGGAAGUAGGAGUUUCGCACAAAUAAGUCACAAUAUGGCACUUGAAAGAGCAUUGAAGGCUACCCGUGAACAACCACCAGCGCCAAUAUCAGAUGCUGAUGUUUAUGUUAAAACACGCAAACGGGAAAGCACAAGAACAUACAAGCUACCUACUGAAGUUGUUGAGAAAAAAGUGGAAAAUGUAAAGAAGCUGCUGAAAGAUGGAACAAUUGACGAAGCUGAUGAAGUUGUUUAUGGUGGGAAGGAUCACAGUCGCACAUUUUUAGUGGGGAGGCUUAUUGAGAAAAGGGAACCAAAGAAAAAAAUUGCACGCCCUUUGCCUACCAUUCCAGAGAAGUAUGUGGCUAGUUUAACUGAACAGAUUCGAGAUCAAAUUGCAAAGGAGAUGGAAGAACAAGUGCAGAAGAAGGUUGAAGAUAAUGUCAAGCUCAUGAUGUCCAAGCUGGCAGAAAAGAAUCCAGGCCUUAAUCUCGAUAUCGAGCUAACCAGUGCAACUGAGCCAACAGUUGAGCCAUCACAGGCCAACAAUGGCAGUGAUUAACAGCCCUUGAUUGAUAUUUUCCGUAUUCUGAACUAAACAUGUCCUUGCUUAAAUUUUAUUUAGCUUUUAUAUUAAGAUGAAUUUGUAUUUUGGAGAAGUUGGAGGAUCUCGUUUUAUUUUGAAAGAUGUG